Molecule: messenger RNA, 717 nt
Organism: Pseudocercospora fijiensis CIRAD86
Lineage: Eukaryota; Fungi; Ascomycota; Dothideomycetes; Mycosphaerellales; Mycosphaerellaceae
Exons: 1
Coding region: 1-717 (238 amino acids)
Biological process (GO): pyrimidine nucleobase metabolic process; nucleotide catabolic process
Molecular function (GO): nucleotidase activity
Source: RefSeq, a predicted model, not a curated record
AUGACGGGGAACGGAGAGGCGAAUGGCGUUGCACCAGAUAAUCGCAAUGUGUUCUUCUUCGACAUAGACAACUGCUUGUACCCUAAAUCGUACAAGAUCCACGACCACAUGUCUGUUUUGAUCGACGACUACUUCCAGACACAUCUAGGACUAUCCAGAGAAGACGCAACAAUGCUGCAUCAGCGGUAUUACAAAGACUACGGACUUGCUAUCGAAGGUUUGGUGCGGCAUCACAAAGUCGACCCGUUAGAAUACAACGACAAAGUUGACGACGCUUUACCUCUGGACGACAUCAUCAAGCCAAACCCAAAACUACGGAAAUUGCUUGAAGAUCUGGAUCGCAAGAACUUCAAGCCGUGGCUCUUCACCAAUGCGUACAUCAAUCAUGCAAAGCGAGUCAUUCGGCUGCUUGGAAUCGAAGACUUGUUCGAAGGCGUGACCUAUUGCGACUACGCAGCACCGACACUGCUCUGCAAACCAGAUCCUGAUAUGUUCGCGAAAGCGAUGAGAGAAGCCGGGAUCUCAGAUGUCGGCAGAUGUUAUUACGUGGACGAUUCGGCUUUGAACUGCAUAGGUGGGAAAGCGUACGGAUGGAAGAACACCGUGCAUCUUGUGGAGCCAGAGUCCAAGGCGCCUCCUGAGCCUGCCUGCGACCAUCAGAUAUCGAAUCUGGAAGAAUUGAGAACCAUUUUCCCGCAAGCCUUCAAAUCAGCAUGA